Penicillium mononematosum is the source of this 609-nucleotide messenger RNA. RefSeq names its product adenine phosphoribosyltransferase APT1. Lineage: Eukaryota; Fungi; Ascomycota; Eurotiomycetes; Eurotiales; Aspergillaceae. The transcript is spliced from 2 exons. Gene Ontology annotation, molecular function: AMP binding; adenine binding; adenine phosphoribosyltransferase activity. Bases 1 to 609 code for a protein of 202 amino acids. Gene Ontology annotation, biological process: adenine salvage; AMP salvage. The record is from RefSeq and is a predicted model, not a curated record. Gene Ontology annotation, cellular component: cytoplasm.
AUGUCCUCCACUACCCCAGAUGCCUCCAAAGUCGGACUCCCCGCCUCCGAUGCCACCAGCGCCGCCGAACUCGCCAGUCUUAAGGUAAGACUGCGCGCCGCCCUGCGCCAGUUCCCGGAUUUCCCCUCUCCGGGAAUUCUGUUCGAGGAUAUCCUGCCUAUCUUUGCCGAUCCUUCUUUGCAUGAGGCCCUGAUCCGCUCCCUGGAACUUCACGUCCUCACCAACUACGGCCAGAAGCCCGAUGUCAUUGUUGGCCUCGAGGCCCGUGGCUUCCUUAUGGGACCCAGCCUGGCGCUGCGUCUGGGUGCCAGCUUCGUCCCCGUGCGCAAGCAGGGCAAGCUCCCCGGCCCCUGUGAAACCCAGGGCUACGAGAAGGAGUAUGGUCAGGACUUCUUCCAGAUGCAGGCCGAUUCCAUCAAGCCCGGCCAGAAGGUCCUCGUCAUUGAUGACAUUAUUGCUACCGGUGGCUCUGCCAAGGCCGGUGGUGAGCUGAUCCAGAAGAUGGGCGGCGAACUCCUUGGUUUCAUCUUCCUCCUCGAACUUGAGUUCCUUCACGGACGCGAUAACCUCCCCGCGCCGGUGUACACUCUCCUGUCUGGCCAGGCUUAA